GUGCGCUAUAUCGGAUGGUCACACUGGCAGUAGAGUGACCAUUGCUGAAUAUUUGCAAACAAAAUAACAUUUUUGUUUGUUUUUUUAUAACAAUAUGAACUGCCCCUUGGACGAGGAGCUGCUGGCCAAUAUAAAAUGCAGUGACCAGGAGGAUGCUGGCGACGAGGAGGAGAAGAUGCAGAUGCAAGUGGAGGAGCAGUUGCCACAGCUGCCGGAAGCCCAGGAAGCUUACGAAGACGACGCCGAUCCCCUGCAAGAGACGGCAGGAAGCUGCCGCUUUUCCUGGAUCUUCGAGGACGGCGAUGUGCUGAUCAGUGACGAGCAACUGGCGGAGACGGUGCUCAAGUCUGAGGGUUCAGUCCGGCCGGGAGUCACUCCUAAAAGGGGCCGUGGCCGCCCGUCCCAUAAUGCUGGCCAUUACACAUCGAGCACUGGCCAAAUAUGGAGCGUGUCCAAGGAUCCCCAAGUGGCAGCUGGGGAGGAACUGCCUCUGCUGGGCCAACAAGCCUGCGGCAAGGGACCCGCACGUUCCGUUUCCAACGCGGUAGAGGCCUGGAUGCUCUUGUUCGACGAUGAAAUGCUCAAGUCCCUGCUGCGUCACACCAACGAGCAGAUGCGCAAGAAACGGAAUCCCACGGGUGCCCAGCGACCCCUGGACAUUGUGGAGCUGCGGUCAUUUCUCGGCCUGAGCUACCUCUGCGGGGUGUUCCGCAAUGCACAGUACAGGGGGGAACUCGAGGAACUUUGGACGCUGGAGCUGGGCAAUGCCAUCUUCCGGGCCUCCAUGACCCUCGCCCGAUUCGAGAGCAUUUCCGAGUGCCUAUCGGGCCCCAGUGGUGGUUGGUCAGAGGCCCAAAAGCUCUGGCAGCGGCUCCUCAUCAACUGUCGUUCCUACUACGGCUGCAGCAGUUGGCUGAAUGUGGAUGAGGUCAGCGGCACGGUGGCCAAAAACCGGUUGACCCUCUGCUGCGACGCCAGGACCCUGUACAUGACCAAUGCUUUGGUGAGCAGCAGACAACAGAGAUCGCUGGAAAAGGAUGUGGAGCAUUUGAUUUGUGAUUUUAAGACGACGAGCAGGAAUGUGACCUUGGGAUUGCGCCACCUUACCCUGCCACAGAGCGAGCAGCUAAUGCAGCGCCAGCUCAGCUCGCUGGGAGUGCUGGAGGCCACGUCGCCGGAGUGGCCGCGUCAGUGGCAGUGUGAUAGCCUCGUUUACAGUGGCUCCUCCAAGCUCAUUCCGCUCGACGGCGAAGCCGUCUUCUGCUGUGGCCUCAGCCCGCAAGUGGACGCACUCCAGGCAUACCAGAACACUUCCCAGGCCUGCCAGCAGUUCUAUGAGCUCACGGAACGCUUUAGUACCGCCCACAUGCUGCCCUCCGCCCUGGAAAAGCAGAGCAAUUCCUUCCUACAGCUUCUGCACUUCGUGCUGAACGUGGCCGCCGUGAAUGCCUGGAUCCUGCUUCGACUCUCCCCCAAAGGAGAUGCCACAAUGGAGCAGCGCGACUUCCAACGCCAGUUGGGACUCUUUCUCACCCAGCAGCGAUUACAGAGACGCCUCCAGCGUAGGUCUACCACCACAUCGCUGGUGAUGCGCCUGCAGAUCUGCGAGAUUCUCGGACAAUCCAGUCAGCGGUUGCUCAGCGAGGCCACCGGCGAUGCCAAGCGAUCCGACAGCGUGGGUGUACUCACACCGGACAAGGUGAGUCUGCCGGUGGGCGUGAAUCUCUCCAGUCGCUAUGGCGCCAAGCAUCGACGCUGCAAGCCCUGCGCCCGCAGCAAACGGGGCACCAAGUCCCGCACGCGAUGCCAGCAGUGCCAGUCGCAUCGGUGCGGCAACCACCUGAUCUCUCGCUGCUACGAGUGCGUCGGCAUUCUGCCCAGCCAGCUGCCCGAGGGCAAUAUGCGAGACGAUGAACUUGGACAUUAAAUAACAUUUAUUGAA
Drosophila kikkawai is the source of this 1942-nucleotide messenger RNA. RefSeq lists its product as uncharacterized. The record is from RefSeq and is a predicted model, not a curated record. NCBI's taxonomy places the organism in Eukaryota, Metazoa, Arthropoda, Insecta, Diptera, Drosophilidae.